Molecule: messenger RNA, 840 nt
Organism: Acanthosepion pharaonis
Lineage: Eukaryota; Metazoa; Mollusca; Cephalopoda; Sepiida; Sepiidae
Source: the annotation of a GenBank genome assembly
AUGGAACUGGCCAAGAGAGGCGCUCGAGUGAUUUUAGCUUGCAGAGACAGAAAGAAAGGGGAAGCCGUAGCCAGAAACAUCAAAAAGAAGACGAUGAACCCGAAUGUCUAUUCAAUGCUUUUGGAUCUUGCCAGUCUCCACUCUGUCAGAGAAUUUGUCGAAGAUUUCAACCGAUCUGAACCACAACUGCACAUUCUCAUCAACAACGCAGCUUAUCUCGGACCCAAAGCCACCACAGAUGACCAUAUUGAGCGUUCAUUUGGCGUGAAUUAUUUGGGUCAUUUCCUUCUCACUAAACUGUUCGUAGAGAAACUACACAAGAACGCUCCCAGUCGCAUUAUCAACGUUGUCUCUGAUUCGUACCAGUGGGGUAAAUUAGACUUCCAAGAUCUUGCUAUGCAUCAUAACUACAGCAUCUACCGUGCCUACGCCCGGAGUAAGUUGUCUCAGGCCAUUCAUACUGUUGAAAUGCACAGAAGACUCUUCAAGGAAUGUAUUUGGACAUUUGGUGUUCAUCCUGGUGCUUGCAACACUGAGCUUUUGCGUAACUGGCCAGGACUCACCGGUCAGCUUUUGAGAGUUAUGGCCCGGAUUCUGUUCAAGACCCCCGAGCAAGGUGCACAGACGAUCGUCUAUUGCGCCGUAGCCGAAAAAGUCCGCGAGCAAGCCGGUAUGGUAUUCGUCAACUGCAACGCCAUCCAAUUCGCCAAAAGGAUUCGGGAUUACCAACAAGCGAGGAAACUUUGGAAUGCCAGUCUGCAUUUGAUCGGUUGUGACGACGAAAUCGAACCUGAAGAAGUAGAAGAAGCAACCCAUGAAGCUGACACUGCACUUGAAUAA